AUGUCACCAUAUCAAUUGGUUUUUGGAAAAGCAUGUCACUUGCCAGUUGAACUGGAGCGUAAAGCAAUGUGGGUAAUUAAGCAAGUGAACAUGGACUAUGAAGUUGUUGGAAAGAAAAGGCUAUUGGAUAUCACUGAACUAAAGGAAAUUAGACUGAAAUUGCACCCGGGUAAAUUGCGCUCACGUUGGUCUGGACUUUCGAAGUUGUCGAAGUAUUUCCUCUUGAACAUUGUCAUUGUACUUGAGUUUGUGGGUGCAACUACUGAUAAUAUGGAGGAAGAUAGAGUUAGACUGGCGGAAGUUGCAGAGGAAGCAAUUGAUGAUGCCGGGGUAGAGCCUAAACCUGAAGAGUGA
This is a messenger RNA of Gossypium raimondii (Peruvian cotton), 354 nucleotides long. RefSeq lists its product as uncharacterized. The transcript is spliced from 3 exons. Bases 1 to 354 code for a protein of 117 amino acids. The record is from RefSeq and is a predicted model, not a curated record. NCBI's taxonomy places the organism in Eukaryota, Viridiplantae, Streptophyta, Magnoliopsida, Malvales, Malvaceae.